Talaromyces rugulosus is the source of this 3585-nucleotide messenger RNA. RefSeq lists its product as uncharacterized. The record is from RefSeq and is a predicted model, not a curated record. Gene Ontology annotation, biological process: transmembrane transport. The coding region runs from base 1 to 3585 and encodes 1194 amino acids. Gene Ontology annotation, molecular function: ABC-type transporter activity; ATP hydrolysis activity; ATP binding. Lineage: Eukaryota; Fungi; Ascomycota; Eurotiomycetes; Eurotiales; Trichocomaceae. Gene Ontology annotation, cellular component: membrane. The transcript is spliced from 14 exons.
AUGGUCUCAGCGAGCAUAGCCAAGCCCGAAACAAAAAAGACUUUACCUCUGGUUUUGAUGAAAUCUCUAAAGCAGCCUCUUUUAGCCGCCGUUAAACCUCGGCUCUUCUUGAUUGCCUUUCGCUAUUCUCAACCUACUCUGAUAAGGGAAUCUAUCAGAUAUAUUGACACCUACACCGUGAAUGUAGAAAAUAGCCAAGGAUUUUGGCUUAUUUUAUCCGCCAUGAGUAUAUAUAUUGGCCUUGCUCUAUCAACAGCUGUGUAUCAACACCGCAUAAAUAGACUGAAGCUCAUGACUAAAAGCUCCCUCAUUGGACUUAUCCAUGAUAAGAUUAUAAAGUCUCCUAGCGUUGCUUAUGAUAAUGGCGAAGCCACUACACUCAUGAGCACUGAUGCAGACAGUCUCGAUGGUAUUGGUGAAAUGAUUCAUGAAAUAUGGGCCCAGAUUAUUGAAGUACUGGUUGGAAUAGGACUACUAGCUAAUCAAGUUGGCUGGAUCUGGCCUCUGCCGCUCUUUCUGAUUUAUUUAUGCUCAUACGUGAGUCGAUUUGUUGCAAAGCAUUUACAGCCUCGUCAAAAAGCUUGGAACAAUGCAACACAAAAUCGUAUAGCUGCUACAAGCUCUGUGUUAAGCACGAUGAAAACCGUGAAAAUGCUUGGCAUUCAACAUAAUAUUACGAAUCGCAUUCAGGAACUUCGCAAAGAGGAGCUUUGGACGGCCUCAAAACUCAGAUGGGUCAUGGUUUACUACAACAUGUCUGCUAAUGCUCUCGGGAUAUUCUCUCCGGCCAUCACGCUAGUUAUUUCAGCUCUAAUAUCGGUGGCUCGUGGCGGCCACUUAAUUACAGAAACUGCAUUCACCACCGUAGCAAUCUUGAGCAUGGUCACACAUCCUGCAAAUAUGGUUAUGACUUUUAUACCUCGCGCACUGGCGGCGUUCGCUGGGUUUGAAAGAAUCCAGACAUUUUUACUUCAGGAAUCGUUACAAGACAGUCGUGGAAUACUACCGAAGGAUUCCUGGGACCCGACAUCUGGCGACUUGAUACAUCCCAGCCCUGCUGUUGAAAUACGUGAUCUGAGGAUUGGCCAUAAAAAGGUCAUCUUAGAUAACAUAAACAUUGAAAUAGCUGCUGGAUCGUUUACUAUAAUAUCGGGCCCUACUGCCAGCGGCAAAUCGACCUUGUUGCGCGCUAUUCUUGGAGAAGUAAACGCUGUCUAUGGGUCAAUUGGUCUGUCGACACGACAGAUAGCAUACUGUGCCCAGAAACCGUGGCUUCCCAAUGGUACAAUCAAAGAGGCAAUUUACGGGGCUACCGACAUUGAUAAUGUUAGCAACCCAUACCACGAAACGUGGUAUCAUGAGGUAAUAGGGAUAUGUUGUCUCACGUAUGAUUUCGAUUACCUCCCCGAUGGUGACCAAACACAAAUUGGCAGUAUGGGACUAAACCUAUCUGGAGGACAGAGACAGCGGGUGACUCUUGCACGUGCAUUAUUUGCACGUUAUGAUAUACUUCUGCUUGAUGACAUCUUCAGUGGACUGGAUGGUGAAACGGAGCAAACUAUCUUCGAUAAUCUAUUUGGACCCACAGGGUUAGUCAAACGGCUGAAGACAACUCUGGUCCUUGUUUCAAAUUCAUCUCAGCAUUUCCGAGCUGCAGAUCACAUUGUGGUUCUACAGGAUCAUGGAAUUCUAGACCAAGGGAGUUGGCAGAAUAUCAAGACCACAGCUGCAUCCGUGGUAAAGUCAUCAUUCAGCCACGGUAUCAAGGAAAAUGCUAUUCUAUCGGCAAAUUUUGAGAAUCUCAAUGCCCAGUUACGAGCAAAAGACGAGACUGAAAUAGAUCUUGCAAGACAGAGCGGAGAUCCCGCUCUAUACGGUUACUAUUUUGGUUUUAUUGAUUGGAGAAACCUUUUUCUAUUUACAAUGAGCACUAUGAUAUAUGCCUUUUUCGUUAUUAUUCCUCAAUACUGGCUUCAGUUAUGGACCGAGUCAGGUGUUGGAACUUCCGCCUUCUACGUUUGUGGAUAUCUCUUCCUAUCAACCAUGGCGUGGGCCUCUACCAGUGCUCAGAUGUGCGCACCUUUGCCAUACUUCUCUAAGACUGAUAUUGGUUCAAUCUUAAAUAGAUUUAGCCAAGACAUCCAGCUUGUUGACAAGCAGUUGCCAUCAGCGCUUCAGACUGUUGUAACUCAAAUCUUCAAGCUGCUCAUGCAGACGAUACUUCUUUGCAUAGCUGAAAAAUGGCUCACGAUGUCUCUACCAGCCUGCAUGCUGUUGGUUUAUAUCAUACAAAAGGCAUACCUUCGGACAUCAAGGCAGCUCCGAUUUUUGGAACUCGAGUAUCGCGCAGAGGUGUUUUCGGAUUUCUUGGAAUCUAUUGAGGGGCUUGAAACAAUACGGCCGUUUGGUUGGUCCAAACACGUAAUAAAACACAAUGUCCUAAGUGUUGAGAACUCUCAACGUCCAGAAUUUCUCCUUUUCUGUCUCCAGAGGUGGCUCAAUAUCGUCUUGGAUCUUCUGGCUGCUGCUAUUGCAACAAGUGCUGUUGCUAUAGCUGUGGUAUUUCGCGGUCAUAUCAGUGGCGCACAAGUUGGGAUUGCGCUGAACAUUAUGCUUGUAGCAAACACGACAUUACUAAAACUUGUGGAGAAUUGGACUACGCUAGAGACAUCUCUCGGUGCCAUUGCUCGCCUGAAAACUUUGGAGGAAAUGACUCCGUCUGAGGGUGCAAAGAUCGAAAAUUUAGAACCACCUGAAAGCUGGCCUUCGAAUGGAAAUAUCCGGUUCGAUAAUAUCACUGCGUCGUACCGGUCCGAGUCUGUUGUUUUACGCAACCUGAGUCUGAAUAUUCCUGCAGGUCAAAAACUUGUCGUUUGUGGACGAACAGGCAGCGGUAAAAGCACGUUACUUUUAACGCUCUUGCGACUAUUAGAACUACAAUCCGGGAAGAUAGAGCUGGAUGGCAUCGAUAUCAGACAGGUUGGUUUAGAUUUGCUUCGACGACGGUGCUUUAUCGCGGUAUCCCAAGACCCUCUAUUUUUGCCAAACGAGACUCUACGUUUCAAUCUAGACCCCGACGGCUCAGAAUCAGAUGAUGAUGUCCUUGUUGCUGCGCUGAAAACAGCGGGGCUAUGGUCCCAUUUCUUCGAAGGCGACUCCGGUGGAAAUGGAAGAGCUACCAUCGUCAUCAAUAUCUCAGGUCCUGACGAGCAUCCAAUUCUUGAUCGGAAAGUCUCACUGUUUGAAAAGCUCUCUGCAGGGCAAUUUCAACUGCUGGCUCUUUGCCGAGCACUUGUCAAAGUCGGCUCCUUGCGACGCCUGGGAGUGAAGCCUGUGAUUCUCUUGGAUGAAGUCACGUCGUCCCUCGAUACUGCCACGGAAGCUGCCAUCCAUUGUAUCGUUGACAAUGAGUUUACCAAAAAUGGCCACACUGUCAUUAUUGUUACUCACAGAAUUGGUGCCUUGGAGGAGCACACAAAGGCUGGACGGGAUGCUGUGGCAUUGAUGGCGGAUGGUAGAUUACAGGAAGUUAUUGAAGCUAUAGGACCGGCGACGUUCCAGCGUGUAACUAGGCAAAUGGAAUAG